Messenger RNA from Strigops habroptila (Kakapo), 2231 nucleotides. RefSeq names its product SAYSVFN motif domain containing 1 (gene SAYSD1). The coding region runs from base 30 to 470 and encodes 146 amino acids. NCBI's taxonomy places the organism in Eukaryota, Metazoa, Chordata, Aves, Psittaciformes, Psittacidae. The record is from RefSeq and is a predicted model, not a curated record. The transcript is spliced from 2 exons.
GCACGGCCCCUGCGCAGGCGCGGGCGGCCAUGUCUGCCACCGUGGAGCGGCGCCUGGCCCAGUUCCGCGCCGCCCGGUCGCCGCGCCCCGCGGGGCCGCCGGGAAAGGCCGCGGCCCCGGAGGCCGCCGAGGGACAGCGGGAGGCCGCCGCGGCGGGUCCGAGCGGCGGCGGUCAGGCCCCUCCCGGCGAGGCGGUGGCUCCGGUGUCGGCGAGUCUGCUGCUGGUGCUGAAGGUGCUGCUGUGGGCGGUGCUGCUGGCGUUGUUCGUGGAGCUGGAGCUGGGGCUGCCCUACUUCGUCCUCUCCCUGCUGUACUGGAUGUACGCCGGUACCCGCGGCCCCGCCGGGCGGCGGCAGGGAGAGCUGAGCGCAUACUCCGUCUUUAACCCCGGCUGCGUCUCCAUCCCCGGGACGCUGACGGUCGAGCAGCUGGAGCGGGAGCUGUAUUACCGGCCCGCCGCCGGGAGGUAGCGACUGGCCCGGCUGGUGGGGCCCCUGCUACCUUCACCCCCUGUACCAUGGACCUCAUGAAGGGGGAAAGCGCGUUAUUUCUGUGCAAAACGCCGCUUGUGCCUUUCUCCUGGCGGGGUUUCCCGAGGCCCGGGCCGGUCCCGAAUAAAGCCGUCGCAAAGUGUGCGCGUCGGUCUCGUUUCCGGGGGGAGCUGGGGCUGGGCAGCCGGCAGCAAACCGCCCCCGUCCCCGGGGUUGUGCUGCUGGUGCAGCGGGAGGCACGGCCUCCUCACAGCUGUCAGUGAGUCAGCUGGUGAAUUUCGGCUCCUGGUGACCUUUGGCACUGGUAACAGGAAGGCUGGUGUUUGACGGCACCUUUAGAGGAAUGGACAACUGCUUUUCUUCCCAGCAGUAGCUAGAAUCCUCUUUCUGAAGAAAAGUCGUGAAACAGUAUACCUAAAAUUGGGUGCUGGUUCUGUUUGCACUCAUGUCUUUCAUCUGAUACAAACAAACAUCUGAUUUUAAUGCAAGUUCCCUGUUUGCUUUAUAUUAACAGCUUUUAUCAUUUAUAAGCAAAAAAAGACAUUAUUGUUCCUAGCAUGUAAUAAAAUGCGGGGGUUUAACCAUCAUUUUGGAAGAAACUUAGGAUGAGUGUGCAGCAAACAUGGAAACGCAAGAGGCCCUCGGAAGGGGAUUUGCCCUGUCACUGGAUACAGUCCUUUUAGCACAGCACAGUUGAUAGUGCUUCUCAGUACCAUCGCAGAACCUAUGAGGUGGUGUUCUUGUAUGAGCCACUGGUAUUUUUAAUAUGUAGAUUAAUGUAUUAAAUCAUUACUAUUAAGUCAUAGUGAAGAGCAACUGGUAGAAAUUGUGCCUCUGAGAACUGAGUUGAGUCACAAAUUGGUCUUUCAAAUCCUGUUUCCUUAUGCCUUUUCUAUUGUCACAGUUGCACACAGUGUUCAGGCUUGACUUACAAGUUUCUUUAUUGGUUGGGGAAACUAAAGGAAGAGUUAUUUUGAAUUUAAUAGGACUGGAAAGAGAAUAAUAGAUUAAAGCACAAGUAGUGUGUUUAACACUGUCAGCCAUCUCUCAGUAGCUUUUCAUAGCACUCUCAGCUUCUGAAUUGGUCUGAUGUAUAAAUUCCAAAUGUUGCUACUUAAAGGUGAGCACAGAAUUUUGGGAUUUGCACAUAUUUUGCCAUCCUUUGGUAAAAAAAAACCCUCAAGAGUUCUCACUAUUCCUACCAACUCCUGACUCUUUACAAAUAAAAUGUUGCAUUUUGGUUUUGAUUAACACAGCCCCUGCAGGUUCAAAAGCCUCUUUGGAGAGAAAGUUGCAAAUACAAAGCUUUGUUUCCUUAGAAGAACCAUGAAUUGUGAGUCUUUCCAUUCUUAAAAAGUAUUCUAAUUGCGGAGUAAGUAGUAGUCAGGUGAUACUUAAAUACAUGAGUGACAGAAUUUUUUGAGUUGAAACUUUAUUCACAAGGAUAAAAACAUCAGCAUAGUGUUUAUAGGGAGUUGAUGUUCUGACAUCUUGUACAGUUUGAUUCCGUGUUUUUCAAAACAAAGAAAUACAUGCAAAUAAAUAUUAAAUACAAGGUAACAUCCAUGAAAUUAUAAAAUUAUAGCAGCAAUGCUGGAAGUAAAGUUUUAAUUUGCUACAAACUCUAGUUAUGUCCAUGUGAAUUUAUAGACUCUUCUAUUUAAUGCUUCAUGAAACAAGUUGCCACAAUAAGUGAGCAUGAAGCUGAAAGGCACAGGAAAUAAAAAUUCACACACUUCA